Aureobasidium namibiae CBS 147.97 is the source of this 1722-nucleotide messenger RNA. RefSeq names its product putative carboxypeptidase S1. Gene Ontology annotation, biological process: proteolysis. NCBI's taxonomy places the organism in Eukaryota, Fungi, Ascomycota, Dothideomycetes, Dothideales, Saccotheciaceae. Gene Ontology annotation, molecular function: serine-type carboxypeptidase activity. The record is from RefSeq and is a predicted model, not a curated record. Gene Ontology annotation, cellular component: fungal-type vacuole. Bases 1 to 1722 code for a protein of 573 amino acids. The transcript is spliced from 6 exons.
AUGAUCGGAGGAACCAUGAUGCUCAGCAGCGCUGCUGCUCUGCUCUCAGCUACUGGAGUGUCUGCUCUUGUUCCAGUUCUUGACAAGAGACAAUACUUUCCCGCCAAUGCCACCGAUCUCAAGACCAUCACUACUCCCACCAAUGUGACCAUUCGUUACAAGGAGCCUGGCAAGGCCGGCAUCUGUGAGACCACUACUGGUGUAAACUCAUACUCUGGAUACAUCGAUCUGGCUCCGGACAUGCACACUUUCUUCUGGUUCUUCGAGUCGAGGAAUGAUCCUGCAAAUGACCCCAUUACACUCUGGCUUAAUGGAGGUCCAGGAAGUGACUCAUUGAUUGGCUUGUUCCAAGAACUUGGCCCUUGUAACGUCACCGCCAACCUCACAACCCAGGUCAAUCCCUACAGUUGGAGUGAGGUUUCCAACAUGCUGUUCCUCUCCCAGCCGUUCGGAGUCGGUUUCAGUUACCAGGAGGAAGAAAAAGGAUCCUUCAACCCUGUUACUGGAUCUUUCAUGAACGCAACACAGGCCAAUGCUACUGGCACUUAUCCCGUUAUCAACGCCACCGAGAUCGAUACCACCGAUCUUGCCGCUGUUGCUGCAUGGCAUGUAUUGCAGGGUUUCCUCAGCGCUCUGCCCCAGCUUGAUUGCGAGAUUGGCAGCAACAAGGAAUUCAACCUCUGGACUGAAUCUUACGGCGGCCACUACGGACCUUCGUUCUUCAAUUACUUUGACAACCAGAACAAGCUCAUCUCCAACGGAACCAUUCCUGGCGUCAAGCUCGACUUCAACACCCUCGGUAUUGGAAACGGUAUCAUCGACGAGGCUGUCCAGGCUCCCCACUACCCCGAGUUUGCCGUCAACAACACCUAUGGCAUCAAGGCAGUCAACGAUACCGUCUACAACUACAUGAAGUUCGCCUUGAACAUGCACGGUGGAUGCCUGGAAUACAUCGAGUACUGCCGCGAAGCCAGAGAGACUGGCCAAGAUAACCUCGCCACCCAGACCCUCUGCUCCGAAGCCCAGGACAUGUGCAGAGACAAUGUCGAAGGACCUUACUACCAAUACUCUGGCAGGGGAACCUACGAUAUCAGACAUCCCAGCGAUGACCCUACUCCCCCCGAGUACUUCCCCGACUUCCUCAACAUGGCCGAAGUUCAGAACGCUCUGGGUGUCAGUGUCAACUACACCGAAUCCAACAACGACAUUUACUAUGCUUUCCAAGCCACGGGAGAUUUCGUCUACAACAGUUUCCUCAAGGAUCUUGAGGAUCUUCUUGCCCAAGGUCUUCGCAUCAGUUUGUACUACGGCGACGCCGACUACAUCUGCAACUGGUUCGGCGGCCAAGCAAUCUCUCUGGCUCUCAACUACACCCACAGCGCCGAAUUCGCCGCCGCCGGCUACGAACCCUUCACCGUCGACGGCACCGAGUACGGCGAAGUGCGCCAAUACGGCAAUCUCAGCUUCCUCCGCAUCUACGAGGCCGGUCACGAGGUACCUUACUACCAACCCCAAGCCGCGCUCGCCAUGUUCAACCGCACUCUCAAUCACUGGAACAUCGCUGAUGGCACCGAGAUGGUGACGGCGAAUUUGACGAGUGUGGGUGGGCCCAAUGCCACGCACACGGAGUCGUUUGUGGCGUUGCCUCCUACGUCGACUGCGAGUGCUAGUGCUACUGGUGGUGUUCAAGGUGGGUUUGUGCCUCAGAUCUGGAAGUCUUAG